AUGGAGGAGGAAAAUGGUGAACAGUUGGAAGAGGGAGAAGUCGAACUGCAGACCAACAGCCCAAAGGAGAAGGAUACAAUCCCGAUCACAGUGGAGCCAAGUACUCGUUCUCGUUCAAAUCGGACCAAGAAAGGCACUACUUCAACUGUAUUAGAACCAUUUGCUCAAACCACAAAACCGCUUCCCCCAACUGCCGUUGGCAAGAGGGGCAAAAAAUAUUAA
Arabis nemorensis is the source of this 222-nucleotide messenger RNA. The record is from the annotation of a GenBank genome assembly. NCBI's taxonomy places the organism in Eukaryota, Viridiplantae, Streptophyta, Magnoliopsida, Brassicales, Brassicaceae.